AUGCUGGGUGGGGUGUGCGUGCCGGCGGUGUUGACUCAGGCCAAACUUCGUCGGAGAAAUGCGGGUAAUAUUACAACCACUCAACCCAUUCAACUGCACACUGAUGAUGUCUCCUCGUAUGGUGACGAAACGUUUGCAAGCCAGUUGCCAAGCCACCUGAUCAACAACCAAUAA
This is a messenger RNA of Opisthorchis viverrini, 174 nucleotides long. RefSeq lists its product as hypothetical. The coding region runs from base 1 to 174 and encodes 57 amino acids. The transcript is spliced from 2 exons. NCBI's taxonomy places the organism in Eukaryota, Metazoa, Platyhelminthes, Trematoda, Opisthorchiida, Opisthorchiidae. The record is from RefSeq and is a predicted model, not a curated record.